Molecule: messenger RNA, 5163 nt
Organism: Perca flavescens (yellow perch)
Lineage: Eukaryota; Metazoa; Chordata; Actinopteri; Perciformes; Percidae
Product: receptor-type tyrosine-protein phosphatase N2
Exons: 23
Coding region: 215-3289 (1024 amino acids)
Biological process (GO): protein dephosphorylation; insulin secretion involved in cellular response to glucose stimulus; regulation of secretion
Cellular component (GO): synapse; secretory granule
Molecular function (GO): protein tyrosine phosphatase activity
Source: RefSeq, a predicted model, not a curated record
UGUCUUUACGUUGUGGGAGCUGGAGGCUCCAGCAGCAGAAACGCCCUGCAUACUCUCUCCCUCACUCCUCCAACAUCCAUCCACUAUCCGUGUGUCCCGGCUCUCCUCUGCUCCUCCAGCCGCGGAGGAGCCACUCUGAGCCUGAAGGAAGACGAACCACACCUCGCUGGAAGAAAUGGCCUUUUAACACUAGAGAAAAGAACCCGGAAAAGACAUGGAUCCUUUUUCCUUCCAACACCACCUCCUCCUCCUGCUCGCUUCCCUGAACUGCUUCCCCGCUGCUGCUGACAUGAGACUCGGUUGCCUGUUUGAGAACGGGCUGUGUUCACCAUAUGAGAUCUGUGUCAACGAUGGUAUGUUUGGGAGGUGUCACCGUGUUCCAGUGAAGGAGGUUUACACCUACGAUGUCUCCCCGUCUGUAGUGCAACGCUUCAGGACGCUGCUGGAGAAGCUCUCUAACAGAGGUUUAACCUGGAAAGAUGACACCACUCAGCAGGUUCUGUCCAAUGAGUUAUCCAAGCUGAGGAGGGUUCCCUACAGGCCACAGAAUGGAGCGGUCUACAACACCGACAGCAGGCCGGUAGCUGGAGCGAUGGACCCAGUAGACCAGAGGGUGAAGCCGGUGGAGGUGGAGCUCAGUAGAAAUCUGCAGACGUACCUACAACGUCUCGGCCUCCUUCCCAAGACGCCAUCUGCCUCUAGUCUGAGCACCCUGGGCAAGGGUGACCGUUUCCCUACGGACUCCUAUCGCUCCAAGGCUCAGAAGUCAUCUCCCUCCAGCUUUUCCCCUCUUUCAUCUCUCUUCCCUCUGCAGAAGCAGAGACCCCCAGCCGACCAGCUCACCAAGCAGGCUGAGGGUGACCUUCUCCUGGGCGCCCUGAGGCAGUAUCUCUCUAGGCAUCUGUCCCUGUACGGUGGCGGGGUGAGCCCCGAGGAGCAGGAGGCUCCCUCAUCCCGCCAGAGGCCCUUCUACGCCAACGUAAUAGAAAACUCUGGACUCAAAAAAGACACCUCAAAAUCCAGGCUUCUAAAGUUGGGAAGAACGCAGGCGGCUUCAGUCAAAGACCCUCUGACAUCUGUGGAUGAGAGCUUCAUCAAGAACGUUUUGAAGAGCGUUGGCAGGCACCACGUGGAUGUGGAUGGCCUGACAGUGCAAGAUUUGGGCCAACUGUCCAGCCUAAUAGCUGAUGCUCUACAGGUGGUCAACCAGGACCAGGGACUUAACAGGGGCCUGAUCCAUGCCAGACCUGAACCGAGAGACCUGAGGGAGGAAGAAGAAGAGGUGGCUGCCAGGGAUGAGGAAGAGGAGAAGUUGCUCGAGAACACUCCAACACUAAAACCACAUGAGAGCACUCCCAUAGUCUCGGCAGCACUUCAAGAGCGCCGCACAGAUACAGAGGAGCAUAUUGUGAAGGACAAGCCUGAGGGUGGAAAGCUCUUUACCAAACUUCUGGCCUACCUGGACAAAACUUCCUUCAACGCCUCUCCUCCAGCAAGAAAUCGUGACGUUGUUGCUAUGGAGACACCCAUAGGCCAACAGGUGGGCCUGGAAAAUGUCCAGAGCCGGACCAGCGGGGCCGGGGUGACGGUGCAGAAGAAGGACGCCACCCAGUCUGUGGAGGAGGUGUCGGAAGUGCAGGGCUGGAUCAAAGAGGUGGCGCCCCCUCCUGCUUUGCUCGUGUAUGAGGAGCCGCACGAGAAGACGGUGCACGUUCCCGAACUUCAGCUGGACGUCAAAGCUGGCAGGACGAAGGCAGACGAUGAUGUCUUUGGCUACGUCAUCACCGACACAGAUGGGCUCCAAACAGACGAAGGCAUCCACCUGAUGCAGAUCCUGGCUCGCAUGUCUAAAAUCCAGCUGACCGACUUCGCCGAGCUCUCGGUGGUGGGCCCCGCUGUGACCUUCAAAGUGAGCCCAAACACUCACAACAUCAGCACCACAGAUGUGGCCAACGUGGCUGUUCACCAGAAAGAGGCUCUGGAGAAGGAGGCCAAGGUCAACAUCCUGGAGGCCGGGGUCACCGAUGGAAGCCAGAUCAACCAGAUCCCCACCAAGUACAGCCAGGCGGAGUCCACCAAGUUCCUGGUCCUCACAGUGGUGUCUAUCCUGUGCAUCGUCGGCGUGCUGCUGGCCUCCACCGUGGUCUACUGCCUCCGCCACCGCUCCCACCACAAGCUGAAACAGAAGCUCACCAAUCUGGGAACAGAUACUGGCAGCGAUGCUACUGCCACCUAUCAGGAGCUCUGUCGGCAGCGCAUGGCGGUCAAACCUCCGGCUGAGCGCCCGGAGCCUAUCUCCUCCAGGAUCAACAGCGUGUCGUCUCAGUUCAGCGAUGGCGGUCAAGCCGUCAGCCCCUCGGCGCGGAGUAGCAUCUCCUCCUGGAGCGAAGAGCCCGCCCACUCCAACAUGGACAUCUCCACCGGUCACAUGAUACUGUCCUACAUGGAGGAUCACAUGAAGAACAAGGACCGCCUGGAGAAGGAGUGGGAGGCGCUGCGUGCCUAUCAGGCAGAACCCAACGCCUGCACCAGCGGCCUGAAAGAUGGCAAUGCCAAGAAGAACCGCUCCACUGCUGUUGUGGCAUAUGAUCACUCCAGAAUCACCUUGAAGGUGGAGAACAGCCAAGGCAACUCUGAUUACAUCAAUGCCAGCCCGAUCAUGGAUCAUGAUCCCAGGAACCCUGCCUACAUUGCCACUCAAGGCCCUCUGCCCUCCACCGUGGCUGAUUUCUGGCAGAUGGUAUGGGAGAACGGCUGCGUGGUUAUCGUUAUGCUGACACCUCUUGUCGAGAGCGGGGUGAAGCAGUGCUACCACUACUGGCCUGAUGAGGGAUCCAACCUGUACCACAUCUACGAGGUGAACCUGGUGUCCGAACACAUCUGGUGCGAUGACUUCCUGGUUCGAAGCUUCUACCUAAAGAACAUGCAAACCAACGAGACACGAACCGUCACUCAGUUCCACUUCCUGACCUGGCUCAACCAGAACGUCCCGGAGACCAGCCGGACACUCCUCGACUUCCGCAGAAAAGUUAACAAGUGCUACCGGGGACGCUCGUGUCCUAUCAUAGUCCACUGCAGUGAUGGCGCAGGAAGAAGUGGGACCUACAUCCUGAUUGACAUGGUCCUCAACAAGAUGGCUAAAGGUGCCAAGGAGAUUGAUAUUGCAGCGACUCUGGAGCACCUGCGGGACCAGAGGCCGGGAAUGGUUCAGACCAAGGAUCAAUUUGAGUUUGCGUUGACGACCGUUGCAGAGGAAGUGAACGCCAUUCUGAAAGCUCUUCCACAAUAGGAAAGAACACCUCUUUCUGAUGGAGCUCCUUUCUCUUCUUCUUCCUCCUCUUCUGUCUCAUGUAGAGGACAGCCCCUAUUAUUACUUCCUUAUGUUUCAUCCUCCCGUCUUGUCAGUCAGCUUCCCUGUUUCCAUCUCUUCCUUUAUCCUCUCAUUCUCCCUUUUGUCUUAUCCUUUCUCAUUUUUUCUUGUUUUUUCCUAAUUUUCAUCCCGGUUUUUCCUCUUCUUCCUUUGGGCCUUUGCUCGUAUUUGCUUGUUUUUCCCAUCCUCUCCUCUUUCCCCCUCAUGUCACAUUGUCUUGUUGCUUCUCACAUCCUGUCCUUACCCACCCUAUCUUGUUUAUUUCCUUGUUUCCUGGAUGGUCUCCUGCUAUAUCUCUCCCCAACUGUCCUCCUUUCCCUUCUCUGAUUCUCUCGUGUCCCUGUCUUUUUCCAAAUGUGUCCUUCUUUUCUCUCCCUUCAGUUUCUUAUUUUAACGUUGUCCUUUCUCCUCUUGUUUCCUUUCCUUUUACCGCCUCCUCUUUCCAGUCAUCGCCCCCUCCAUCCACUUCUUCCCAUCUUCUCCUCUCUUUCUAUCUUAGUAAACAUUGUGUCAGGAAACCCUGAACCAAUCCUGUACAUAGAUGGACCUUCCUUCUAUUGUAAUCCAUCGAUGCAGCCUGUUUUUUCCAAAGUAACAUGUAAACACAUUUUCAUAGUUUGAUGAUGUUCUUUUAAGAGUAUAUGUAUCAUAGUUUCUGUUUGAUUGGUCUUCGUUUUGAGUGUGUGUGAUGUUGAUUAUCAUGUUUGUAUCACAAAAUUGUAUUUGUGUCUGAUUUUUAGAGCCAUGCUUUCUGAUAUGUUGUCAUGCAGUACGCUCAACUGUCCCAGUAACUGUAACCAGUAUCUUUGAUUUCAUCUACCGUUGAAAUUUUCUUUUCUCAACAGUAAGUGAUAAAAAACUGCCAAUCUGGUAGGGUUUCCAAAAUUCUCUUAUUGUGAGAAAAAUAAAACAAAAUGCUGGUACUGGAUUUGAGCUGAGAUAACAUGGAUAUAUUCUUUUCAAUGUGUAAUUGUCAUUAUCCUAGUAGAAGCAAUAUUGUGUUUCUUCAACUUGACUCGUGGACAUCCAAUACUGUGGCUUGUCAUGUCUGCCUUAAACUCAGUAGAUGGACUUGUAAAUGUGUCCAGCCACAUGGAAACUUGCCUAGUGUGUAACGCUUCAUUUUAAAAUGGCCUUAUUCCAGCGUAUUAACCUGUGGAUUAAAAGUUUGCUGUGCUGCUACGUAAUACAUAUUCUCUCUGAUAAGACUAAAGAGAAUGCAGUCUAAUUUGGGGGCAGGAAGUUACCUUCAGUCCAAACGUUUGUAAGAGACGGCAGUAAUCGUAUACUUGAAAAAUCACCUAUUAAUCACUUUGAACCACAGGACGCUGGAAUAAUAUAUGUAAUAAAAUAAAGUGUUUCUGACUAGUACUUUUAUGAUAAAAGAGGAUAGUCUUGCUUCUGAAUAGCAGUUCUUCUAUGUAGCAUUAAUGGAUGAUGUACAUGUACAGUAGCUGAACCUGUAUUGCAUUGAAAACUAGUUUGCUGUGACACUCGUCAGCUGGUUUUCCCAAAAGCAUCUUGAGACUUACUGUUGUUUUGUUGUAAAUGAAAGGAGCAGCAUUAAAGGACCAUGCCAGUGAUUGAUUUGCAUCUUUUCUCCCAUCAAUUUCAAACUGAUUGUACUUUACAUCACUGCUUACCUAAUCAUGCUCUUGUGAACAUCCAGUUAAUAACCAAAUAUAUCAUUCAAAUUAUAUGUAGAAAGUUUGAGUCUGAAAUUUAAAGAUUUGUUGGAUAGGGAAAGUAUGGAAAUGAAUGGAAACCAAUGGCUGCCUAGAAAGCAUACAGAC